AUGUGGAGCAGCAUCAGUGCGCUCGGUCGAGCAGGGCAGAAGGGCCUCAGGGGGCCCGGCAAUUUUCGGGCCCGGCAGUUUAGUGAAGGGCCUCAAGUGGAAUCCGACAACCGUGGUAUCUCCACCAACGUCGCCGUGCUGGUGCCCUUGGCGCUGACGGCCUUCAUCGUGCUGAAAGACGCGCUGCCCGAGACGCCCAAGAAAGUGGAAAAGGAUGAGGUGGAAGAGAGAUUGAAGCAAGAACUUCAGAACACCUCCUUCAAAGAAUGGAAAGCUGCUGGUUUUGAGCCAGAGAAACGCCAAUAG
Messenger RNA from Cladocopium goreaui, 306 nucleotides. NCBI's taxonomy places the organism in Eukaryota, Dinophyceae, Suessiales, Symbiodiniaceae. The record is from the annotation of a GenBank genome assembly.